AUGCGUCAUAAACGUAUAACAAUUGAUAAUAGUACAAUUUCUUCAUUAUCAAAAAAUUCAACAAUAAAAUUAAUAAAACCAGCUAAAUUAUUAAGACGAUUAGCAAAUAACAAAAAAGACGAGACAAAAUUGAAACAUAUUCCUGAAUGCCGAAUAUCACCAGUUCCAUCAAUACCAUUAUUUUCAACAACAACACCACAGGAUUCAAUUCUUUCGACGUCAUCCUCACAUUCUAUUAUCUUACCAACAUCUUCUUCAUCAGUGAUUCGACGUAAAAUGACAUCCUAUUCAGCAUUAAAACGAAAAGUACAACGACAAACUGAUUUAUAUACAUCGUCAAGAUUUCAAGUUAAUCUUGAACAUGUACUAGGCUUUACAUCAAUUUCAAAUUCACUUGUAAGUCAAAAUCGAACAACAUUAGCCUAUGCAGCCGGUUCAUCUGUUGUUCUAUACAAUAUAGCUAGUCAAAAACAAGAUUUUAUAAUUAAUAAUGCAAGAAAAGCUAUAACAUCGUUGUCUUUAUCAUCAGAUGGAAAAUUUCUUGUCACUGGAGAAUGUGGCCAUGAGCCAAAAGUUCGUGUAUGGGAUGUUAAUGAUAAAUCACAAUGUGUUGAAUUGGGUGAUCAUAAAUUUGCUAUCGAUUGUGUGGUUCGUCGAAUAGCAUUUGCUGAAGAUGGAAGUUACUUUGUAACAGUUGGAAAUCGUCAUGUUAAAUUUUGGUAUUUAGCAGCACCUUCUUUGGAAGUAAUACCAUUAAAAGGUCGUCUAGCAAUAUUAGCUGAACGAAAAGAUAAUAUAUUUACGGAUGUUGUUUGUGGAAGAGGUGAUUGUGCAAAUAUGACUUAUACAAUAACACAUAAUGGUUUAGUAUCACAAUUUAAUGAACAUCGACAAAUAUGUGCUGAAAAAGAUUUGAAGGAAAAAGCAAAUUGUUUAGCUAUUGGUGAUACUCUUUUAAUUGUUGGUUGUUCAAAUGGAAGUAUAUUUUUAUUUUCAACUCAAAAUCUCGAUUAUAUUAUGUCAUUACCAAGACCCCAUUAUCUUGGUGUCGAUAUUGGAUUUAUACAAUCACUUGAUCAACUCAUUUAUCCACAAAAUACUCAAUAUUUUCCUGAUGCCAUUGCUUUAUGUUUAGAUGAAGAUAAUUCUAUAGUGACAUGUUUCUAUAGUGAUCAUAGCUUCUAUAUAUGGGAUAUUACUUAUGAAGAAUCGGUGAAAAAACUUGACUCACAUCUUUAUCAUUCUGCUUGUGGAUGGAGUAUUGAGCCUUAUUCAACACAAUUUCAAAUGUUUUCAUUAUCACCUUUAUUACAACAUUUAUCAUUUAUUACAUGUUCAUCUGAUAAUUCUAUUCGUUUUUGGUCACUAAAUUCUUCUACAACAACAUUAUUAUCUAAAUCAACAAAUAUAUUUAGUAAAGAAUUAAUGAAAAUUAUUUAUCUUGAUGAUGAUCAUUCAAAAUUAUGUGAUAGUCAAACUAGUCAAGAACGAUCUGAAUCUUCUAUAAAAACGGGUGGACGAUGUUUGAAAAUAAGUCCAGAUGGUUUAUCUAUAGCCAUUGGCGAUAGAAAUGGAAAUAUACGAAUAUUUGAUUUAAUAUUACUAAAACAAAAAUUUAUUAUUGAAGCUCAUGAUAGUGAAGUAUUAAGUAUCGAUUAUAGUCAACCGGAAAUGGGUUUCUAUUUUCUUGCAUCGAGUAGUCGUGAUCGUUUUGUUCAUAUAUUUGAUCCUAUAAAAGAUUAUCAACUUAUUGCCACAUUAGAUGAUCAUUCAGCAGCAAUAACGGCUGUACGAUUUUCAUCUAUUAUUUCGUCAUUAACAAUGACAAUGCAAUUAAUUUCAUGUUCAGCAGAUAAAUCUCUAAUAUUUCGAACAAUAACAAAAAACGAAAAUGGAAAAUAUCAAUUUAUUCGUUCAAAUAAUAUUGUUGAAAAACAAACUUUUUAUGAUAUGGUUGUUGAUAGAAAACGAAAUGAAGUUAGUACAGCAUGUCAAGAUAGAAUGAUUAGAGUGUACAAUACUCUUGAUGGUAAACGUGUUCGAACAUGUAAAGGUUCGGUAGGCGAUAGUGAUACCGGAUAUUUGAUUAAAAUUGAUCUUCAUACAUCUGGUCGAUAUGUGGCAACAUCUUGUUCAAAUAAAUGUGUUUACAUCUGGGACAUAAUUAGCAAUGAAUGUAUAGCAAGUCUUUGUGGACAUUCAGAAAUCGUUACGGAUAUUAAAUUUAGUCAAGAUGGAAAUUAUCUAUAUACAAUUAGUGGAGACAGUUGCAUAUUUGUAUGGAAUACCAGUGAAUUAGCUAUUGUUCCAACAUCAUUGCAGACGCCCCCAUUACCAUCACAAUUGAAAAAUAAUGAUGUGGAAACAUCAAUAAUUGAAGAAAAGGUUAAGUAUAUUCAAAAUACGAAACAGAUGCCAGAGAUUGUCAAUGAUGAACAUCAACCAUUACUCAAACGUCAAAGAAGUUUAUGGGAAACAGCAGAACCACAUAUAUCAAUAUUUGAUUCUCAAUUAUUUACAAAAAAUAAACAACAGUCUUUAUCGAAUAUUAUCACGGAAGAGAAUUCCACUGUUAAAAUGACUGAUUCAACUAGUAGUCAAGGAAGUUUAUCCCAAGAUGAAAUUGGUGAUGAAUCAUUUGUUGAUGAAAGUAAACAAGGUAUCUAA
This is a messenger RNA of Didymodactylos carnosus, 2667 nucleotides long. The record is from the annotation of a GenBank genome assembly. NCBI's taxonomy places the organism in Eukaryota, Metazoa, Rotifera, Eurotatoria, Philodinida, Philodinidae.